Messenger RNA from Microdochium trichocladiopsis, 1661 nucleotides. RefSeq names its product ras family protein. NCBI's taxonomy places the organism in Eukaryota, Fungi, Ascomycota, Sordariomycetes, Xylariales, Microdochiaceae. Gene Ontology annotation, cellular component: endosome. Bases 364 to 1353 code for a protein of 329 amino acids. The transcript has 2 exons. The record is from RefSeq and is a predicted model, not a curated record. Gene Ontology annotation, biological process: regulation of endocytosis. Gene Ontology annotation, molecular function: GTPase activity; GTP binding.
AGCGUCAUCCCUAGUUGCAGCCUCCACCACCGUCAACAGCCACUCCCCCAUCACCACAGCAGCCCGCCGCCUUGCGCCCAACUGUGGAUAGCGAUCGCCUCACUUCACCAUACCAAUACAGAAAUAUUAGAACCCGUACUUCCGCUCGCCGGUACACCUCUGGCUCCAACGGCGCCAUUACCACCUGCGCAGUCGCGGUCACGCCAGUCCGAUCUUCCUUGAUUGUCGUCGCUCUUUCAACCAGAGCCCUGUUCAAUCCCCCGCCCUGCGCGCGGCUCCUUUGAGCGCUUCAGUGUCGGCGCAUCGCCCUCACCGACACUUAUUCCGACUGCUCUGUGAUACUCAGACACUUCAGAGAUCGCCAUGACACGGCCGCGGCGCUCGUCAGCGGCGAGCGAGGAGAGCACAGGGGCGCCAGGGAACCAGGAGUUAGGGAGCAUGUACGACUACCUGGCCAAGAUUAUCCUUCUGGGCCCGAGUGGAACGGGCAAGUCCUGUCUAUUGCACCGUUUCGUCAAGAACGAGUGGCGUAUUCUUUCGUCCCAAACCAUCGGCGUAGAGUUUGCCAGCAAGAUCAUCAAAGUCGGCACCGGCGCCCGGCGCAAGCGGAUAAAGCUGCAGCUCUGGGACACGGCGGGCACCGAGCGCUUCCGGUCCGUCUCGCGGUCCUACUACCGCGGCGCUGCGGGCGCCAUCCUCGUGUACGACGUCACCAGCCACAACUCCUUCUCGAGCCUGCAACCGUUCCUCAACGACGCCCGGGCGCUGGCCUCGCCCAACCUCACCACGCUGCUGGUCGGCAACAAGCUCGAUAUCGCCAGGGACGAGGACCUCCUCGAGCUGCCGCCGCCCACGCCAAACAGCACCAUCAGCUCCUCGAGCUUUCCCUACAGCACCUCGGCGAGCACGAUAAACACGGCAACGGUGGGCACGCAGCUCAAGGCGAGCGUGGCGCCCGAAGGCAGGGAGAUCAACACGGCCGAGGCGGUGCGGUGGGCGAGUGGUGUCAACAUCCCCGUCACCAUGGAGGUGUCUGCGUUCACAGGCGAAGGGGUAGACGAGGUAUUUGGGCGGCUCGCGCGGAUGAUCUUGACAAAGAUCGAGCUCGGUGAGAUCGAUCCGGACGAUCCGCUCAGCGGCAUCCAGUACGGCGAUGGCGGGAUGUGGAACGCUGGGGCAAGUGACGGAGCGAGCAUCAAGAGCACCCUCACGGUUGAGGAGGGAGGGCUGCGCAGGCGCGGCGGAAACAAGAAGAACAGUCGUGCGCGGACGCAGAACUGGGGCAUCGGCAUGAGGGAGUGGGAAGACGUGUUCACGUUGAGUAGAGGGCGUGGUAGGGGCAAUUGCUGCUGAGGUUGGCAGCAACUGAGAGCCUCCGCAGUGAGCAGGCAGCUGGAUGCUUGCUCUGCGCUGCACUUUCUUCUUGGACACACUCGUUGUUGCUCAUUCGUUUGGCCCACACCAUGCUUUCUAGGUCGUCUUGCUGGCGUUGGUCGGGGCACUUGAUUCAGGCAGCCAGUCGUUCUGUAGCAAGCCGUGCUUUAUCGGUCUUCUGGCACUUUCUCUUUCCCAGCGGAGAUAUUCAUAGACUAUCGUUCACAUACUUUUUUUCUUAGUAAUCCUAAUUCGACGAGAGAAAUACAUGGCAAAUUCCCACUGGA